Molecule: messenger RNA, 2648 nt
Organism: Paramormyrops kingsleyae
Lineage: Eukaryota; Metazoa; Chordata; Actinopteri; Osteoglossiformes; Mormyridae
Source: RefSeq, a predicted model, not a curated record
UUUGUCCAUCCUAAACUCUUCCCUCUCCCCAUAUUACGGCACACUGUGUUCAGCCAGGUUCAGCUGUGGGUCUUCAGAUGCCACGUCGGAAACUUAUUGCUGCUGAAAGUGAUGUCAGUAUUGAAGUGGAGACUGACGAUUAUGACAAGCAAGAUUAUGGAGGUUCCAGUCAGAAACGGGAGACGGGAACAUGUCACAGAGUUACCAGGGCAGGAAAUUCUGAAGGUGAACGGGGGAGGAAAGUGACGGAGGAGAAGUCCCACAGGGACAAAGGCAGGAGAGGAAACAUAAAAGAAAGGAGGAAAGGGAUAAAGGAGAAAUAUGAGGUGGAGGACGAGUGUGACGAAGAUGCGCCCAAACGUAUGAAGAACAGAGAUAAUAAAAAGACCAGGAAGAACGAGGAAGGAGAAAAAUCCAAGAGGAAGACCAAGAUCAAGAAUGUGAAGGAAGGAAAUGAUGGAGAAUCUGAUGACGUUAAAUGGGGACGUUCUAAAAAGAAAGAAAAGGCCAAAAAGAAGAAGGGGAAACAGGAGCUGGUGGAAGAAAGCUCAGAGUCUGAGAGUUUCUCUGAGGGAGGGGAACUGCCAGAGAAGAAGGAGGGAUUCACACAGGAGGAGCUGGAGCAGCUCAAAGAGGCGGUGGAUGAAAAACGAAAGCUGAUCAUCACCCUGAAAGGCAAACCGUGGCCCAUGAGAAAGAAGCUCGUGACCCUGAGGGAGUCACAGCAAUUUCUGGAGAAGUACGAAGGGGCCCUCGGCAAAGGGAAAGGAAAGAGGGUUUAUGCUUGCAAAGUCAUCGUAAUGAAGAAAUGGAUGAAGUUUCAGCGGGAUCUUGAGAACUUCAAAACUGCUUGUAUCCCUUGGGAAAUGAAAAUAAAAGACAUUGAAAGCCACUUUGGAUCGUCGGUUGCCUCCUAUUUCAUAUUUUUACGAUGGAUGUACGGCAUCAACUUGAUUUUAUUUGGUCUGACAUUUGGCCUGGUAAUGAUGCCCGAGGCUCUGAUGGGGAAGCCCUACGGCAGCAUGCCCAGAAAGACCGUCCCGAGAGGCGAGGAGGGCGGCGCCAUGGACUUUGCCGUCCUUUGGGAUUUCGGGGGCUACGCACAAUACUCAGUGCUCUUCUAUGGAUACUACAAUAACCAGCGUGCCAUUGGCUGGCUGAAGUUCCGGAUGCCCCUUUCCUAUUUUUUGGUGGGAGUGGGGACAGUGGCAUACAGUUAUAUGGUGGUCAUAAGAACGAUGGCGCGAAAUGCCAACCGAGAUGGUGGAGGAGAUGACACCAGCUUUAACUUCAGUUGGAAGAUGUUCACCAGUUGGGAUUACCUCAUUGGCAACCCAGAAACAGCUGACAACAAGUUUGCAUCUAUCACCACAAACUUUAAGGAGUCUAUUGUUGAGGAGCAGGAGAGUCAGAAGGAUGACAAUAUUCAUCUGACCCGCUUCCUCCGUGUUCUGGCAAACUUCCUCGUGCUCUGCUGUCUGGCAGGAAGUGGCUAUCUCAUCUACUUUGUGGUCAGAAGGUCCCAGAAGUUUGCUCUGGAUGGUCUGGAGAACCACAGCUGGUGGGAAAGGAAUGAAGUCAACAUGGUGAUGUCGCUGCUUGGUAUGUUCUGCCCAAUGAUGUUUGAUGUGAUUAGUUCCCUGGAGAACUACCACCCCCGCAUUGCCCUCCAGUGGCAACUGGGCCGAAUCUUUGCCCUUUUCCUGGGGAACCUCUACACCUUCAUCAUUGCACUCAUGGAUGAGAUCAACCGCAAAAGAUCAGAGGAAGACGCAGUGAAGUUGAAUAUGACCGCAUGGGAGGCCGGUCUGUACAAUGGCACUUCUGUUGGUAAUGCUUCAGGUCCUGUACCUGUGCAUCCAGCGGAUGUCCCCAGAGGACCCUGCUGGGAGACCAUGGUGGGCCAGGAAUUUGUUCGACUCAUUAUAUCGGACACCAUGACCACGUAUAUCACUCUGCUGAUUGGUGAUUUCCUGCGCGCCCUGUUCGUUAGAUUCUUUAACUACUGCUGGUGCUGGGACCUGGAGUAUGGCUUUCCAUCAUACUCUGAAUUUGAUGUGAGUGGAAAUGUCCUGGGCCUGAUAUUCAAUCAGGGAAUGAUAUGGAUGGGUGCGUUCUAUGCCCCCUGCCUGCCGGCGCUCAACGUGCUGCGUCUGCACGUCUCCAUGUACCUGCAGUGCUGGGCCGUCAUGUGCUGCAACGUCCCCCAGGAGCGAGUCUUCAAGGCCUCUGGCUCCAACAACUUCUACAUGGCCAUGCUUCUGGUCAUCCUCUUUCUGUCCACCCUGCCGGCCAUAUACACCAUCGUCACCAUCCCUCCGUCCUUCGAUUGUGGGCCUUUCAGUGGUAAGAACCGCAUGUUCGAUGUGAUUCAGGAAACCCUGGAGACCGAUUUCCCUGCCUGGUUCGGAAAAGUGUUCAGCUAUGCCUCCAAUCCAGGGCUCGUCCUCCCAUUCAUACUGGUCAUGAUUCUAGCCAUCUAUUAUUUGCAGUCUACGUCCAAAACGUAUAAGGUUGCCAACCUAGACUUAAAGAAGAAACUGCAAACUUGCAUGGAUACAUCCCUCUGUUUUGAAUAAGCAAAAUGAGGAGAAUAAGAAGAAGAACAAGAAAGCAGCCCUGAAGGCAGCAGCUGAGCUAGAGGAGGC